GUCCGGGCCGUGCUGCUGCUGGGGGAGCCCUUUUGGGGCCCCCAACCCUUCGAUUUCGGGGCGCAGGGCACGGCGCGGGGGGUGCGGGGGCUGCUCCCCCAAAUCCUGGGGGGCCGCCUGUGCCCCCCGCCCGCGCCCAGCUACGCCCUGCACCGCAAGCUGGGGGGGGUCUUCCUGGCCUGCGCCCACCUCGGGGGGCGCGUGCGCUGCCGCCGCCUCUUCCUGCAGCUCUACGGCGCCUACUGGGACCCCAAAAACCGGGGGGACCCCAAAAAGCCGCGGG
Messenger RNA from Passer montanus (Eurasian tree sparrow), 283 nucleotides. Its product is annotated as atypical kinase COQ8B, mitochondrial-like. Gene Ontology annotation, molecular function: kinase activity. Lineage: Eukaryota; Metazoa; Chordata; Aves; Passeriformes; Passeridae. Gene Ontology annotation, cellular component: extrinsic component of mitochondrial inner membrane. The transcript has a single exon. The record is from RefSeq and is a predicted model, not a curated record. Gene Ontology annotation, biological process: ubiquinone biosynthetic process. The annotation marks the transcript as partial.